AUGGCGCAAUUUGAGACGGAUUUCUUGUCUAUGCAUAAUGCUUAUCGCAAGCGACAUGGCUCGCCUCCUCUUCAGCUCAGCAGGGAACUCUGUAAUUCAGCACAAAGAUGGGCAAAUUAUCUGCUGUCCAUCAGAACUAUGAAGCACAGCAAGUGGGGAUAUGGAGAAAACAUUUACUAUUGCUCCGGCCAUAAGGAACUAAAAGGUCGAAAGCCUGUCGAUAGAUGGUACGAUGAGAUUCAGUACUAUAACUACAGCCGGCCAGGAUUUGCGAUGAAUACAGGUCACUUCACCCAGGUGGUCUGGAAGGACAGCAAACAGCUGGGAGUUGGAGUAGCCACCGAUGGCAGAGGGACGUUCUAUGUUGUUGGACAAUACAGCCCAGCAGGGAAUAGGAACUGCCCUGGGCUUAUCCACGAGCAUUAUUUUACUACAUUGGAACCAGCACUGCCUUUUAACAUCACACUGAGUGUAGAGGCUAUAUUGGAGCUGGGAAAAGCUUUUAUUUCGAAUACUGCAGUGUUGUACAACUUCUUUGAAUCCUGUUUGUGGCAGCCGGCUGGAACAUCGAGCGGCUUGGAGAACACGGGAGAAGUUGGGCAACUUUACCUUGAAUCUUGUAAGAACACGUGCGCUGGUUCUGACCUACAUUGA
Bombina bombina (fire-bellied toad) is the source of this 654-nucleotide messenger RNA. Its product is annotated as Golgi-associated plant pathogenesis-related protein 1-like. The coding region runs from base 1 to 654 and encodes 217 amino acids. The transcript has 4 exons. The record is from RefSeq and is a predicted model, not a curated record. Gene Ontology annotation, cellular component: extracellular region. Lineage: Eukaryota; Metazoa; Chordata; Amphibia; Anura; Bombinatoridae.